AAGAUGCUAUUUAGAGCCCGUAUUGCUUACACUAGCAAGAGGCUAUGAAUUCCAAGUCUUCUCUUCAACCGUCUCAAGAUGCAAAUCUUUGUGAAAACUCUCACCGGCAAAACAAUAACCCUCGAGGUUGAGAGCUCUGAUACUAUUGACAAUGUGAAGGCCAAAAUUCAAGAUAAAGAAGGGAUCCCACCGGACCAGCAAAGGCUUAUCUUCGCUGGAAAGCAGCUUGAGGAUGGCCGAACCCUCGCUGACUAUAACAUUCAAAAAGAAUCAACCCUCCAUUUGGUGCUCCGUUUACGGGGUGGAAUGCAAAUAUUCGUGAAAACCCUCACUGGAAAGACCAUCACCUUAGAGGUGGAAAGCUCUGAUACCAUCGAUAAUGUGAAGGCAAAGAUCCAAGAUAAAGAGGGUAUCCCCCCUGACCAGCAAAGACUGAUUUUCGCUGGUAAACAACUUGAAGACGGCCGCACUCUGGCGGACUACAAUAUUCAGAAGGAAUCAACAUUGCAUUUGGUGCUCCGUCUUCGUGGUGGAAUGCAAAUUUUUGUCAAAACGCUUACCGGGAAGACGAUUACACUGGAGGUUGAAAGCUCUGACACAAUCGACAAUGUCAAAGCUAAGAUUCAAGACAAGGAAGGUAUUCCUCCCGAUCAGCAAAGGUUGAUCUUCGCAGGCAAGCAGCUCGAAGAUGGACGAACGCUAGCUGAUUACAACAUUCAAAAGGAAUCCACUCUUCACCUUGUGCUCCGUCUUCGCGGUGGAAUGCAAAUUUUUGUGAAGACCUUAACUGGUAAAACAAUCACUUUGGAAGUUGAGAGUUCAGAUACCAUUGAUAACGUUAAGGCUAAGAUUCAAGAUAAAGAGGGGAUUCCACCAGAUCAGCAGAGGUUAAUUUUCGCUGGAAAGCAAUUGGAGGAUGGACGUACAUUGGCUGAUUACAACGUUCAAAAGGAGUCCACUCUCCAUCUUGUCCUUCGCCUUCGUGGUGGUCUUCAAAAUUGAUCGAUUCUGCAUUUGGUACUUUUUUUUUCCUUAAUCGUUGUAUAGUUCUGUAUGGCCCGUCUGCGUGUAUUCUAGUCUUUCUUAUGUUGUUCUAGAACCCAUUUGACUAAUAAAUAAUGCGUUCCAUCUG
Molecule: messenger RNA, 1132 nt
Organism: Cucurbita moschata (crookneck pumpkin)
Lineage: Eukaryota; Viridiplantae; Streptophyta; Magnoliopsida; Cucurbitales; Cucurbitaceae
Product: polyubiquitin
Exons: 2
Coding region: 79-1002 (307 amino acids)
Biological process (GO): modification-dependent protein catabolic process; protein ubiquitination
Cellular component (GO): cytoplasm; nucleus
Molecular function (GO): ubiquitin protein ligase binding; protein tag activity
Source: RefSeq, a predicted model, not a curated record